Molecule: messenger RNA, 519 nt
Organism: Saccharomyces kudriavzevii IFO 1802
Lineage: Eukaryota; Fungi; Ascomycota; Saccharomycetes; Saccharomycetales; Saccharomycetaceae
Exons: 1
Coding region: 1-519 (172 amino acids)
Source: RefSeq, a predicted model, not a curated record
AUGAAUUUCAGAGGACCAUUGGUAAAUUUUUUGAAAAGCAUUUUGAAUAACAUAAACUCUGCAUUUCUGCAUGGAAUCAAGCAAUUGCAACUGCAGUUGCUACGGGAAACCAACAUUUUGAAGGUCAUGAACAGAGGAAUUGAGAAGUUGUUUGGUCAAGAGUCAAAAAAUGGAUUGCUUCCGCGCGUAACUGAAGAAGAGAAGGACGUGGUUUGUAGGAUAAGGCCGCAUGAUGAAUGUUCCAAGUUCGAAGUGAUAGAGCUCAAGGCAAAAGAGAUGCAGAUGUACUACGAAAAGAUGGUUUUUGAGAUGACGCAAGAGUUUAGAGGCGAUAAGAGGGUAUUUUCUUUGAUAAAUCACUUUUCAAAAAGCCACGAUCUGGGAAGAAUAGAUACAGAGAUCGUAAAGGUAGAGCGUGAUCGACGAUAUGGCGAAAGGGAAAUUCAGGUGAUUCCCAUAAGAUUUAAACCUAUCUGUUUGGAGAGAAGAGCACAAAUGACGAGAGGGGGAAAAAAGUAA